CACCGAUUGUGAGGUUUAAUUCCACCAAGAGAGCUUCUGAGUUGAAGUUCUUCUUGGAGGACCCUGAAAAUUUCGAGACACUUUCCAUCAUCUUUAACAGGUCUAGUAGAUUUGCCAGGCUCCAGGGUAUUCAGUGCGCGAUUGCUGGAAAGAAUGUGUAUAACAGAUUUACCUGUAGCACGGGUCUCAAACUUUAGAUUUGUCUCAAAAUUUUCUUAAUGGGUCUAUUCCUGCAUCAAUUCUUCAGUGGAAGAGACUUAGAGCCCUUGAUAAGGCAUCCUAAUGUUGUAACUUUGAAAGCUUACUACUGGUCUGUUGAUGAGAAGCUGCUCAUAUAUGAUUACAUUUCCAAUGGAAAUCUUUCCACUGCACUUCAUGGGAGGUCUGGAACAGAGUCAUUCACACCCCUAUCAUGGUCUGUUCGGCUAAAAAUCAUGAAAGGAAUUGCUAAAGGUUUGGUCUAUCUCCAUGAGUUCAGCCCCAAGAAAUAUUUUCAUGGUGAUUUGAAGCCUAAUAACAUUCUUCUUGGACAAAACAUGGAACCCCAAAUUUCUAAUUUUGGACUCGGUCGUCUUGCUAAUAUUGCUGGAGGUUCUCCCACCUUGCAAUCUAGUCGAAUGGCCACAGAUAAGUCAUAAGACAGGCCACAAAAGAGUGCACCUUCUGAUGCCACUAUUGUUGCUUGUUCUACUACCACUACUACUAACUUGGGAUCUUGUUAUAUUGCCCCGGAAGCACUGAAAGUGGUGAAACCAUCCCAGAAGUGGGAUGUUUAUUCGUAUGGUGUUAUCCUGCUAGAAAUGAUUACUGGCAGAUUGCCCAUAGUCCAAGUAGGUUCCUCUGAAAUGGAUUUGGUUCAUUGGAUUCAGCUCUGCAUUGAAGAGAAGAAGCCUCUCUCAGAUGUUUUAGACCCUUAUUUAG
Messenger RNA from Humulus lupulus (European hop), 921 nucleotides. RefSeq names its product receptor protein kinase-like protein ZAR1. The transcript is spliced from 3 exons. NCBI's taxonomy places the organism in Eukaryota, Viridiplantae, Streptophyta, Magnoliopsida, Rosales, Cannabaceae. Bases 219 to 638 code for a protein of 139 amino acids. The record is from RefSeq and is a predicted model, not a curated record. Gene Ontology annotation, molecular function: ATP binding; protein kinase activity. Gene Ontology annotation, biological process: protein phosphorylation.